This is a messenger RNA of Yamadazyma jaroonii, 2178 nucleotides long. Lineage: Eukaryota; Fungi; Ascomycota; Pichiomycetes; Serinales; Debaryomycetaceae. The record is from the annotation of a GenBank genome assembly.
AUGAGUACAAUAACUGAAGAGAAAAUCCCUUCCAGUAUCGUUAAGAAGAUACAUCGAGAAGUUAGAUUCGGUAAUUAUAUAUUAGGAUCAACUUUAGGUGAAGGAGAAUUUGGGAAAGUCAAAUUAGGUUGGAGGAAAGAUGGGAAAUUACCUAACCAAGUAGCCAUAAAAUUAAUCAAAAGAGAUAGUAUUAUAAAAGAUAGUGAAUCGGAAAUUAAAAUCCAUAGAGAAAUCAAUAGUCUUAAAAUUUUAAAUCAUCCAAAUAUUGUUAACUUAGUUGAAGUUAUGAAAAGUGGGAAAUAUAUCGGAAUUGUUUUAGAAUAUGCUAGUGGAGGUGAAUUAUUUGAUUACAUCUUACACCAUAAAUACUUGAAAGAAAAUGUAGCCAAAAAAUUCUUUGCUCAAUUAGUUAGUGGAGUUGAUUAUUUACAUUCUAAAGGAUUAAUUCACAGAGAUUUGAAAUUGGAGAAUUUAUUAUUAGAUAAGAAUAAGAAUAUUAUAAUAACAGAUUUUGGAUUUGUUAAUUCAUAUAAUCAAAAUAGAAAUGAUUUAAUGAAAACAAGUUGUGGUUCACCAUGUUAUGCAGCACCAGAAUUGGUUUUAACUCAAAGUCCUUAUGAAGGUAAGAAAGUUGAUAUUUGGUCUUUGGGUAUUAUUUUAUAUGCAAUGUUAUCAGGUUAUUUACCAUUUGAUGAUGACCCAACUAAUGAAGAUGGUUCAGAUAUAAUAAAAUUGUAUCAUUAUAUUUGUAAAACUCCUUUAACUUUCCCAGAAUAUGUUAGUCCUUUAGCAAGAGAUUUAUUAAGAAAAAUCAUCAUACCUGAUCCUAAAAAAAGAAUUGACAUCAAUGCUAUUAGAAAUCAUCCUUGGUUAUCAUCUCAUGCUAAUUUAUUAUCUAUCAGACAACCUGAAUGGGAUAAAAUUUAUAAAGAAAGAAAUAGUGGUAAUGUUCCUCAACCUGUUACUAAUAAGAGAUAUUCAAUGAUGGAAUCGACCAAUUCAUUAAAUCAAUUUAAUGUUUCAACUUUCAAGAAAACUCAUGGUAGAUCUUAUUCUUAUACUCAAGCAACCCCUGUUGAACCAUCAAUUUCCCAAACUUCAAUUCCUGAAUCUCAACCAACAAUCGUUGCUUCAUCAACUUCAUCAAUUCAACCAACUAUUGAUGUUACCACAAAUAAAAACUCAUACAUGGAUUCUACAAUUAUAUCAACAAUCAUUGAACUGCCAAAAAGGAACCCACUCACUGAGAUCAAAGAUAACCCUUUACCUCCACCAACAGCACAAAAGUUACCUCAUCAACCAAAAAAACCAAGACCAACAUCUUAUCAUCCAACAAACUCCAGUUAUUCUUCUUUAGAUUAUAAAGUUCCUUCACCUAUUAAUAUUCCAAUAGCUCAAUUUUUACCAAACACUUCAAAUACUACCCUUAAUUUAAAUAACCCAAUUUCAAUUAAUUCAAGAUCAAAUUCUUAUAAUAAUUCACCACCAAAAUUGAAUUUAUCAACCAAAUCAUCUGCCACCACAUCAGCAUCACCACCAAAGAACUUUACCAAUUCAAAUGCAAGUAUCAGUAAGAUUAAUACCAAUGGAUCAGGGAAUGGUGGUAAUUAUUCACCCAUCAAAACUGAAAUGGAUUCUAUUAGUUUACAAUCAAGAAGAAAUAGUAGCGUUACUCCAAUUAAUGUUAAUGGCGUUUUCAAUGGAGAUAAUAAACGUAACUCAGUGUUGUUAUAUUUAGAAGAUAAGAUUGGAACUUAUGAAUUAAGUGAAAGUUUAGAAAACUUAUCAUUAAAGAAAGAUCCAAAAGAAGACACAAUUUCUCAAGAUUUACAAGAACCUGUUAAAGUUAAAAGGGAAAAAUCAACCAAGAAGAAAGCUGAUAAAAAGAGGAAUAGGUUUAGUUUACUUUCGAUUUAUUCCAAUUAUUCAGAUAAUUCAUCAUCAACCUCAUUGAACAUAUCACCUAAAGAACCAAAAGAUACCAAAGAAGGAAAGAAGGAAACUAAACCAAAAGAAACGAAACCAAAAGAGUCUAAGCCCAAAGAAUCUCAUAAAAUACCUAAAGAUUAUAAUAAAGAGAAUAAAGUGGUAGGUAAAACUGAUAAAACUAAUAAGGAAAUCAGUGCUGCUAAGAAAGUGAUGGACUUCUUUAAACGUAGAAGUAUUCGUGUCAAUUAA